GCCCGGUCCGAGAGCAGCGGCGGCGGCGGCGGCCGGAGGGACGAUGAGCGGUGCGGCGCGGGCGGGCCCGGCCCGGCUCGCCGCGCUCGCGCUGCUGACCUGCAGCCUGUGGCCGGCGCGGGCAGACAACGCGAGCCAGGAGUACUACACGGCGCUCAUCAACGUGACGGUGCAGGAGCCCGGCCGCGGCGCCCCGCUCACAUUCCGCAUCGACCGCGGGCGCUACGGGCUCGACUCGCCCAAGGCCGAGGUCCGCGGUCAGGUGCUGGCGCCGCUGCCCAUCCACGGAGUUGCUGAUCAUCUGGGCUGUGAUCCUCAAACACGGUUCUUUGUCCCUCCUAACAUCAAACAGUGGAUUGCCUUGCUGCAGAGGGGAAAUUGCACCUUUAAAGAGAAAAUAUCACGGGCUGCUUUCCACAAUGCAGUUGCUGUAGUCAUCUACAAUAAUAAAUCUAAAGAGGAGCCAGUCACCAUGACUCAUCCAGGCACUGGAGAUAUUAUUGCUGUCAUGAUUACAGAAUUGAGGGGUAAGGAUAUUUUGAAUUACCUGGAGAAAAACAUCUCUGUACAAAUGACAAUAGCGGUUGGAACUCGAAUGCCACCAAAGAACUUCAGCCGUGGCUCUCUAGUCUUCGUGUCAAUAUCCUUUAUUGUUUUGAUGAUUAUUUCUUCAGCAUGGCUUAUAUUCUACUUCAUUCAGAAGAUCAGGUACACAAAUGCCCGGGACAGGAACCAGCGUCGUCUUGGAGAUGCAGCCAAGAAAGCCAUCAGCAAAUUAACAACCAGAACAGUGAAAAAGGGUGAUAAGGAAACAGACCCAGACUUUGAUCAUUGUGCAGUCUGCAUAGAAAGCUAUAAACAGAAUGAUGUUGUCCGGAUUCUCCCCUGCAAGCAUGUUUUCCACAAAUCCUGCGUGGAUCCCUGGCUUAGUGAACAUUGUACUUGUCCUAUGUGCAAACUUAAUAUUUUGAAGGCCCUGGGAAUUGUGCCAAAUUUGCCAUGUACUGAUAACGUAGCAUUUGAUAUGGAAAGGCUCACCAGAACCCAAGCAGUUAACCGAAGAUCAGCCCUAGGUGACCUCGCCAGUGACAACUCCCUUGGCCUCGAGCCACUUCGAACUUCGGGGAUCUCGCCUCUUCCUCAGGAUGGGGAUCUCACUCCUAGAACAGGAGAGAUCAACAUCGCAGUAACAAAAGAAUGGUUUAUUAUUGCCAGUUUUGGCCUCCUCAGUGCUCUCACACUCUGCUACAUGAUCAUCAGAGCCACAGCUAGCUUGAAUGCUAAUGAGGUAGAAUGGUUUUGAAGAAGGAAAAGAAUGCUUUCUGACUGAUUGCCUUGAAGGAAAAAAGAACCUAUUUUUGUGCAUCAUUUACCAAUCAUGCCACACAAGCAUUUAUUUUUAGUACAUUUUAUUUUUUCAUAAAAUUGCUAAUGCCAAAGCUUUGUAUUAAAAUAAAUAAAUAAUAAAAUUAAAA
This is a messenger RNA of Physeter macrocephalus (sperm whale), 1475 nucleotides long. It is a transcript of the gene RNF130, whose product is annotated as ring finger protein 130. The record is from RefSeq and is a predicted model, not a curated record. The transcript has 9 exons. Lineage: Eukaryota; Metazoa; Chordata; Mammalia; Artiodactyla; Physeteridae. The coding region runs from base 44 to 1303 and encodes 419 amino acids.